Molecule: messenger RNA, 1723 nt
Organism: Morone saxatilis (striped sea-bass)
Lineage: Eukaryota; Metazoa; Chordata; Actinopteri; Moronidae
Gene: hsd3b1
Product: hydroxy-delta-5-steroid dehydrogenase, 3 beta- and steroid delta-isomerase 1
Biological process (GO): steroid biosynthetic process
Molecular function (GO): 3-beta-hydroxy-Delta5-steroid dehydrogenase (NAD+) activity
Source: RefSeq, a predicted model, not a curated record
GUGGAGCAGCUGAGGCAGGGAGGGCAGAAGGUGCAGUUUCUCUCCUGCAGACAGAACUCGAAACACCCACAAACAAAAGUUACAUUCUUUUUUUCUUUUUGCGAAGGCUCUUCAAAAGGUCCAUUGGAAGAGAAAUUGCAGUAUCUGUUUUGUCCUCAUACCAAGAGAGAAUUAACCUGCGAUGUCUCUGAGAGGUGAUGUGUGCGUGGUGACGGGAGCCUGUGGAUUCCUGGGAAAGAGGCUGUUGAGGCUGCUGCUGGAGGAAGAGAAAAUGGCUGAGAUUCGACUGCUGGACAAACAUGUACAACCCCAACUUUUACACACACUGGAGGACUGUAGGGGCGACACAAAGCUAAGUGUGUUCGAGGGGGACAUCAGAGACAGUGAUUUUUUGAGAAAAACCUGUCGAGGUGCAUCGAUUGUCUUCCACAUUGCUUCCAUCAUUGAUGUCAAUGAUUCAGUAGAGUACAGUGAGAUAUACGGGGUCAACGUCAAAGGAACCCAGCUGCUUCUGGAGGCCUGUAUUCAAGAGAAUGUGGUGUCCUUUAUCUACACCAGCACCAUUGAGGUGUUGGGACCAAACCCCAAGGGUGAGCCCAUGGUUAACGGCAGUGAGGACACGGUCUACGACUGUGCUCUGAAGUUUAACUACAGCAAGACCAAAAGAGAGGCUGAGCAGAUAACCUUGCAGGCCCAUGGCGAGGUGCUCCAAAAUGGAGGCCGACUGGCCACGUGCGCCCUCAGACCGAUGUACAUCUAUGGAGAGGGCUGCCGCUUCCUACUGGGCCACAUGGGUGACGGGAUACGGAACAAGGACAUUCUGUUUCGUAUGUCUCGACCAGAGGCCCGGGUGAAUCCUGUCUAUGUGGGCAACGUGGCUGUGGCCCACCUCCAAGCAGCCCGCAGCCUCAAAGAUCCACAAAAAAGAAAUGAUAUUGGAGGACAGUUUUAUUUUAUUUCUGAUGACACGCCACAUGUGAGUUAUUCAGACUUCAACCAUGUCAUGAUGUCACCUCUGGGCUUCAACAUUCAAGAGAAACUUAUGCUGCCGCUCCACCUCCUCUACGUGUUCUGCUUCCUGUUGGAGGUUGUGUGCACGAUGCUGCGACCUUUUGUACGCAUCGUCCCACCGCUGAACCGGCAGCUUGUCACUAUGUUAAACACGCCGUUCAGUUUCUCCUAUCAGAAGGCUAAGAGGGACCUGGGAUACGUCCCUAGAUACACGUGGGAGGAAGCACGCAAACACACCAUCAAGUGGCUCGCCUCACAGCUGCCAAAGGAAAGGGAAAAAAUAAGAGCUAAAUAAUGAAUGAAAAGUUGUUAGUACCAUAUUAACAAUGUGGGUUAUCACUGAAAAACAUGUCUGUAUGUCUGUUUUCCUGUAGCACCAAACAAAAAGAAACAAAAAAUCUUUAGUUCAAAAACAAUGGUUAUCAUCACCAUUAAUAUUUCUUUAAAAGCACCAUUGGCAGACUUUUUAUACGUUGUCAGAGCAUCUUUCAAAUUAUUCUGAUAUGUUUAGCGCAGCUUUUUGUUUGUCUGUCUAAUAUUACCACUAGAAGUCACACAAGUCACAGAUUCUUACACAUUUGGGUUAAACUGAAGAUAAGUUGCAUUUACUCUUUGUUUCUUAAGUACUUUUGGCUUUACAGCUAAUUAUCUCAAUUAGACAAUUUAAGGUAGACAGUACAGUAAGCAGCAUUAACUUAACCCUAUAGGGAGA